AUGUCCUGUGUUAUCCAGGAAAUUGGAGCUGGGCAUACGACUUGCUCCGUUGCGGACCAGGCAUGCAUAUGCAAUGAUCACGUCCUCUCAGGCUAUGUGCAGGAGUGUGCCAUGGCGAAUUGCACAGUAAAGGAGCUGUUGGUUGCCCAGAAUGCGACACUUGCUACCUGUGGAGUGGCCCCAUCCCAGCAGGAUACUGUCAUGAGGUGGUUCCGAGCCGUGCUGUUCGGCCUCCCGACGUUCUUCAUCGUUGUUCGAAUGAUAAACAAGUAUAUGAAACUUUCGACGUGGUGGUGGGACGACUGGACCAUUCUCAUUGCCUACAUCCUUCUUGCAGCUUUCCUACCGGCAGCUUACCUUGCCGAAGAAACCGGAGCAGGUCGAGAUAUUUGGACUCUUACUCCUAGCCAGAUCACCAACUUUUUACUGCUCUUUUACGUAUUUGGUCUUCUUUAUAUGGCCUGUCUGGGCGCCAUCAAGGCGUCGAUACUCUUUCUUUAUCUUCGAAUCUUCCCCGACGAGAGAUUCCGCAAGAUUCUCUGGUGCACGCAGGUCUUUAACCUACUUCUUGUAGUUGCAUUUGUUGCAACCACCAUCGGCUCAUGUCAACCCGUCAACUUCUUCUGGAAUGGCUGGGCCGGGGAAAUGAAGGGCAAGUGCAUCAACUUGAAUGCCUUUGCCAUGUGCCACGGAGUCCUCAACGUCGCCCUGGAUGUUUGGAUGCUUAUUCUGCCAGCGACCCAGGUGUGGCACCUGAAGAUGCAGUGGCAGAGGAAGCUGGGCGUAAUGCUCAUGUUCGGCGUCGGAGUGUUCCUCACAGCAGUUAGCGCGUACCGCAUACGGACUUUGUUGCUCUUUGCGACAUCUUAUAACGUCACAGCCGACUCCUUCCAAAGCUCCCUCUGGUCCCAUAUCGAACUCUGCGUGGGCAUCUUUGUGGCGUGUCUACCGAGCACACGCCAGCUUUGGAGAAUUAUCUUCCCCAAACUCGUCGAAGUGACGCACCUGUCCCGGUCCGGACGGUCCGGGAAGGGUUCCAAGUCCGAGUCGCAAGCCUCCAGAACGAUAUCAAGUCCUCCAGAGCGACGACGCGGGUCCUAUGAGGACUCGUCGAUAGCCCACUUGGUCGGAGAUUUCAGUCGCAUCGGUCUGAGCGACACUCAUUCCGAGCCCGAUUCGCCAUUCACGCCAAAGGCCCUAAAAAACGAUUACGAAUUGAAGGAGAGCCCGCAGUCAAGCAGUUCGAGAGGCGGAUGA
This is a messenger RNA of Colletotrichum truncatum, 1257 nucleotides long. Its product is annotated as CFEM domain-containing protein. The record is from RefSeq and is a predicted model, not a curated record. Lineage: Eukaryota; Fungi; Ascomycota; Sordariomycetes; Glomerellales; Glomerellaceae.